Messenger RNA from Xenia sp. Carnegie-2017, 1031 nucleotides. RefSeq lists its product as uncharacterized. NCBI's taxonomy places the organism in Eukaryota, Metazoa, Cnidaria, Anthozoa, Malacalcyonacea, Xeniidae. The transcript is spliced from 6 exons. Bases 1 to 762 code for a protein of 253 amino acids. The record is from RefSeq and is a predicted model, not a curated record.
AUGGCGGAAAAUCAUAAAAUAAAGGUAAAUCCGAAAUUACUGCAAAGUUUACAAAAAAUUAUCAAAGAAGAAUUAACGAAUAAUGCCAAAAAGAAUGAAUGGGGCAACGAAGAAUCAGAAACCACCUUUAUAAAUGCAUUGUGCAAGAAUUAUGAACUGACGGUCGAACUUGCUCUUCGUGAAAAUGUUGCCGAAUCAAAUUCUCCAAGCAAUAAAGUGGAACAAGAGGUAGUUGAUAAAGAACGAGCAAUGCAAGUGAAUGAUAUGUGCUCGAAAAGUGAAGACUUUCUUCGUUUAACAAUAAAGAAACGCAAAACAUACCCCAAGAUGAUAAAGGAAUUUAUGAAAGUGAAACAUGAUGAUGAAAUUUCACAUUUGGAAUGCAUUGUAAAUGAAAAGCAAGAACUUGUAUAUGAAGAUAUUGAGAUGAAAUUAGACAUGGCUGGUAGAGUUUGUGCUGAAGAGUAUGUACAAAGGGUUACUGGAGCAAGUGAACAGUUAUCAACAAUUGCAAAUGAAAUCUUUGAGGAAAGCGAAAGGUUGGAACGUUUUCAAUUUGCUGCUAACAUGAACUCAAAUGUGGAGAGCCAGAAAUUAAAAGAUGUUUUAUUUUCCAAAAGAAAAAUAUCAACUACUUUUGAUUCAUUUUUGGAAACACCAAAAAAAGAAAUAAAAAUUUGUGAUUCUGUAAAAGACACUGGUAGAACAACAGUUGAACUAUGGCAAAAUGAUGUUAAAAGUAAUGAAAAUAAAAGUUUUUAGCUGCUUUUCUCCAGUGACAUAGGCAGCCUGCUCAUCUAGUUUUGCCAUUUAAAUUUUUUUAUUUUCACAAUUUGCUCAUUGUGGAAAUAAGAAAUUUCUAAAUAAAUGAAUAUUGAAAAUGUUCUGAAAUUUUCAUAUCAUGACCAAAACAUUGCAGGCUGGCUACAUCACUCCUUUUGUCGUUUUUUAUUUUAACCCUCAAAUAACUGUUUUAUAUUCAUGUAAAUAUGUAUAUUGAAUUUAUAAUGUAUAACAAAAUGUAUUCGAAA